This is a messenger RNA of Nasonia vitripennis (jewel wasp), 1025 nucleotides long. RefSeq names its product canopy 2 homolog (gene sel). The transcript is spliced from 4 exons. Bases 143 to 745 code for a protein of 200 amino acids. Lineage: Eukaryota; Metazoa; Arthropoda; Insecta; Hymenoptera; Pteromalidae. Gene Ontology annotation, cellular component: endoplasmic reticulum. The record is from RefSeq and is marked validated.
GGAGUGUAUGCUUUGGUUGACAAACGACACGUGUACAUAUGUAAUAACAGCACUAAAAUGUGAUUUUUCUAGAGCAGCCAAACUACUUUUAACAAUACAUCCCUGGCGUGUACAUAGUUGUUAAAUUAUUAUUUAUUUCAAAAUGAAGUUUUUAAUCUAUUUUAUUGCCGUCUUCCUAGUGGGCACAGCUCUUGCAAACCAUGUCAAUUUGAAGCAAGUACGCUGUCUAGUUUGUAGAACAAUUGUUGACGAAUUUAAAUAUGAAGUGAGUAAAAUUGACCCAACAAAGGAAAUAGAAAUUGGACAAUAUAGAUUGGAUUCAAAAGGAAAUACAGUACAUAAAAAGGUACCACUAUCUAUGUCAGAAGUACACCUUUCUGAUUUACUUGACUCUAUUUGCAAACGGAUGGAAGACUACGUUAGAGCAACAUACAAAUCAAAUGGCAAACUCACACUUCUUAAGCUGAUGUCAGAUGGUGGAGUUAACCCAUUAAUAAAUGAAGUAGAUAUUGUACAAGACGGUGAUUUAAAUAAGAGCUUAGAAUAUUUUUGUACAGAUAUUGUGAAUGAGCAUGAGGAAACAUUUAUAGAAGUGAUAAGCAAAAAAAUUAAGAAUCCUAAAGCUGAAAUUUGUACAGAAGCAGCAGAAUAUUGCGAAGAUUUUCCAGAGGAUUUAGAUGAUGAUGAUGAUUAUGAGGAUGAUCAUAGUGAUGGUAUUGAUGACUACAACAAAGAUGAACUUUGAAUGAAGAACAAGACUUGAUUAGAUUAGUUGCUAAAUUAAGGAAUAUAAGUUGACUUAUAUGUACAGAAAUUUGCUAUAUACCAAUAGCAAAAAUGCAAUAUUUUUGCCAAUUAAGAGAAUAUACUACAUUAAAUCAAUUUAUAAAAAUCAUUCAAUUCAGUAAAAGACAAUAAUUAUGAAACAUAAGUAAUUCUUUUUAUUUUUGAUUACAAAUCCUGUAUUUGUAUAAAAUUUUUACAUUUUUCAACAUAUAACUAUCUUAAAUAUAAAUAUACAUAUA